Messenger RNA from Myotis brandtii (Brandt's bat), 344 nucleotides. RefSeq names its product ubiquinol-cytochrome-c reductase complex assembly factor 2. Gene Ontology annotation, cellular component: mitochondrial matrix. The record is from RefSeq and is a predicted model, not a curated record. Lineage: Eukaryota; Metazoa; Chordata; Mammalia; Chiroptera; Vespertilionidae. The coding region runs from base 19 to 297 and encodes 92 amino acids. The transcript is spliced from 4 exons. Gene Ontology annotation, biological process: mitochondrial respiratory chain complex III assembly.
AGGUGGAGCCAUUACCCCAUGAAGGUGGCAGAGCCUGAGGCCUGCGAUGAGAUGUACGAGAGCUUAGCACGACUCCAUUCAAACUAUUACAAACACAAGUACCCUCGCCCGCGGGACACGAGCUUCAGUGGCCUGACCCUGGAAGAGUACAAGCUGAUCCUCGCCACAGACACCCUGGGGGAGCUGAAGGACAUGAAUAAAGGCUUGUGGAAGAAACUGCAGGAGAAGUUCUCCGCCAGGAGUCCCGAGGAGAAGCAGAAGGCCUGGGCUCAGUCCUUAUCUCGCCCGCGGACCUGAGUGAAGUCUGUGUAUUGCCGUCAUAAAUAAAGCUCCCUGACCCCCGC